This is a messenger RNA of Canariomyces notabilis, 228 nucleotides long. RefSeq lists its product as uncharacterized. The coding region runs from base 1 to 228 and encodes 75 amino acids. The transcript has 2 exons. NCBI's taxonomy places the organism in Eukaryota, Fungi, Ascomycota, Sordariomycetes, Sordariales, Chaetomiaceae. The record is from RefSeq and is a predicted model, not a curated record.
AUGUGCGACUACACCCAACGAGAACAUGCCUGCGAGCACAUCCGAUGGAUCGCAGCGCGCUGGUGUAGACAAUACACCAUUACGCACAAGCGAUGCCCCCCUAAUAUAACACAUUUCGAAUAUCGACACGAGCUCUGUGGCGACUGUAAGGCCAGGUUGAACCAGAAACCCGUCGCUUGGGAGCACUUGAUCACACGCCCAAACGCUCGCCCUGGCCUCUCCCACUAG